Messenger RNA from Linum tenue, 10641 nucleotides. NCBI's taxonomy places the organism in Eukaryota, Viridiplantae, Streptophyta, Magnoliopsida, Malpighiales, Linaceae. The record is from the annotation of a GenBank genome assembly.
GUUUCAUGUCAUUUAGUGAUUCUAGCCACAAACGGAUCGGUUCAAGCUUAACUUUGCAGGGCAGUAAAUAACAACCUAUCUGGAAAGGCCUCAAGGGCACGCUAUUAAUCAAUGCACCAAAGCAUACAAGUUUCCCCCAUAAUUUUGGAUUCUAGACCACAGUACAGAAACAUAAGUUUUCCUCAUUUAUUGUGAUUUUUGUUGUCCUUCUUAAUUCCCAGUACAUCACUGUGCCUGGUAAAUUAUCAGAUUCCCUUGAAACACAAUGGUAACCCUGAUGUUACACUCUUCUCCUUCAAACCUUGAACCAAUCUACAUGCAAUUUCGAAUGAAUAAUUGAGUAUUUGGGUAUAAAGAAGAUACUAACGUGAUAUGAUCACUGGGAAGAAUAUGCAACAGAUUUGCUACAUCGAUUCAGGGAUCAGCAUCACCAGCAACAUUGUCUUCACUGAAUGUGCUGUGCCUGUCACUAUCUUCAUCCUCACUUAUCUCUUCAUCGUCACUCUCCUCGUUUGGAGCUUUAAUGGUGUUCGACUUCUUUGCAUAUCGUUCACAGUACUCUUUUACCUUUUCUUCGUACUGCUUUUUAUCAUUCAUCAUAAGUGCAGCUGCGUCAGCAUUUAGUGGGUCCCCAGGGUUUGGGUAGAGCAGUAGCUGUGGAAGAAAAACCUCAAACACAUUCAAAAGAUCUGCAGCCAGAAGAAGCCACGAUUGGUUGAUGACAUCCAAGCAAACAGAACCUGACCUCUCAUCAACAUUGGGGUGGUAUAUUUUAUUGAGGAACCCGAUAGAAGGAGAUUUGUAUGGAUAUGCAUCUGGUAACUCCACUCGAACUUUCCAAACACCACCUUCAUAAAGGCCUUACUUUCUUUUGGGCCAUGGAACUCCACGUUGAAUUCAUUAAUCCCAUCAUUGAUUGUUUCCACUGUGUAGUCACUCAUCAUCAGUUUCAUGACAUCCAUGUCUCUUCUUUUGCUUGGAGAAGACAUUUUCCCCCCUUCAAUGAAUCUUCUUCACUUGGGAACCGAAUGCGAGAACCGUAAUCGCUGGGACCGCAAAAAGUUUUGAUCUUGUGAUGGACGCCGAGUAGUACAAUCCGUUUCUAGCGAAGCAAGAGGAAAGAAGGCAGAUUUGGAGUGCAGAGGAAAGAAUCGGAGAAGGAGAGAGAGAGACGACAAUGGAGGAGGAGAGAUUCAUCAAGAUUCCUACCGACGCUCGUGUGGUUCCAUUGACGGAGAAGAAGAUACGAAUCGGGAGAAAGGCGGAGUGGUGAUCGCGGCAGGAUGGGAGUCCAGGGACUGUGGGACUUACUCGCUCCGGUCGGCCGUCGCGUGUCCGUCGAGACGCUUUCCGGGAAGAGGCUCGCAAUUGACGCGAGCAUUUGGCUGGUCCAGUUCAUGAAGGCCAUGAGGGACGAGAAGGGGGACAUGGUGCGUAAUGCACAUUUGCUAGGGUUCUUUCGUAGAAUUUGCAAGCUGUUGUAUCUCAGGACCAAGCCUGUGUUCGUCUUCGAUGGAGGCACGCCUGCUCUGAAGCGGCGCACGGUUAUUGCAAGGCGGAGGCAGCGAGAGAACGCGCAGGCUAAGAUUCGGAAAACCGCCGAGAAAUUACUCCUCAAUCAACUGAAGACAGCGAGGCUGAAAGAGUUGGCAAAGGAUCUUGAAAACCAGAGGAAGAAUCAGAAGAAUAACGCCAAGGGCAAGAAGGUUUUACCAGAGCCUGCAGCAAGCAGUUUGGAGAAUAGAGAUGCAACAUUUGAUCAUGUCAAUCAAGAGAAAUUGGAUGAGAUGUUGGCUGCGUCUAUAGCAGCGGAGGAAAAUGUGGGUGUAGAAAAUGCAUCAACAUUUGCUGGUCCAGAAAGGCAGGAUGAUGAAGAUGAGGACCUGAUACUGCCUGAGAUAGAUGGUGACCUGGAUCCGGAUGUAUUGGCUGCUUUGCCGUCAUCAAUUCGACGUAAAGUUCUGAUGAAGAAAGGGUCAAUGGUGGAAGACAGACAAUUUCAUGAUGAAACCAAGAUUGAAAACAGCAAGAAAAAUGAGAAGGGAAAGGAGGUAUUGUCGGACCCAGCCGAAGUAGAGAAGAACAAUUUUGAAGGGCUUGACAAAGGGAUGGAAAGUUUCAACCAAGAAAAGCUAGAUGAGAUGUUGGCUGCAUCUCUUUUAGCUGAAGAAGAUGGGAUUCAUAAGUAUAAUACAACAUCUGUUGCUUCUGCUCCCUUCGAGGGCGGUGAAGAUGAUGAUGAAGAGAUGAUUCUUCCAACAGUCCCAGGGAAAUUUGAUCCUGCUGUCUUAGCAGCUCUGCCACCAUCAAUGCAACUGGAUCUUCUUGUGCAGAUGAGAGAGAGGUUGAUGGCUGAAAACAGACAACGAUAUCAAAAAGUCAAGAAGGCUCCUGAAAAGUUCUCCGAGCUCCAAAUACAAGCUUAUCUCAAAACUGUUGCAUUCCGUCGAGAAAUAGAUCAAGUGCAGAAAGCUGCUGCAGGGGGAAAUGUAGGUGGUGUUCAGACUUCAAGGAUAGCCUCUGAAGCCAACAGAGAAUUUAUCUUUUCAUCAUCAUUUACUGGGGAUAAGCAGUUAUUUACUUCUGGUGGAGUGCUGAGCAGUGGGGAUAAGCAACAACCACCACCAAGUGGGCUUCCAUCACAUUCUGUUAAAGAUGGUGCUUCUGGCAGUAACGCAGCUACAAUGGCAGGAAUUGGCCUUGAAGAAUCUGGAAAUGUUUUUGAUGAUGAUGUUGAAACUUAUACAGAUGAAAGGGGUCGUAUUCGAUUAAGUAGAGGACGUGCCAUGGGGAUGCGGAUGACCCGAGAUUUACAGCGGAAUUUAGAUAUAAUGAAGGAGAUGGAACAGGUUGAAAUUGAUGUUGCAAGCGUUCCCUCUAAGACCAUGGGGGGACAAGCUAAUUCUGGAGAAGGAAUUCCUAGUGCAAGAACAGAAGUCAGAGGUUCAGAUGAUAACAGUGUUGGAUCCACACAGUUGAACGAGAGAAAUGGACACCAUUUGAUAGAUAACAAUAGUUGUAUGCAGAUUUCAUUUGAGAUUGAUGGUGCGAGCAAGUCUUAUGAAAGUGAUGAUGACAUGUUCUCUUGUUUAGUUGCUGGACAACCAAUUGACAUCUCUUCUGUUGACAAUGAUACAACCCGGAAACAGGCUCUUGAUUCAGCUUCUGAUAGUGAUUGGGAGGAAGGGAGCAUUACGACAAAAUGGGAUGGUUCUUCCACCGACCCAGAGUUAGUAAAUAAGUCAUUCCUAAAGGCAAGCAACAAUAGCGAUGGCAGUGAAGUGGAAUGGGAAGAAGAACCAUCUGAGGUAAAAAAUAAGCUUUCGUGCCAGGUUCAAUCUGGGAAACCUGUUUCAAGAGGUGAGUUGCAAGAAGAUGCUGAUUUGCAGGAAGCCAUAAGGAGAAGUCUCAAGGAUCCAGGAAGUGAUAAAGGAUUUGCAGAAAAUGGUGACGAACUUGUAGUUAUUAAUCGAAGCGACAGCAGGCAAGUGUUGAAUAUGGUUAGGAAGGAUAUUCAGGAAAGUAAUAUAAACAUUGGCACUAUGGAAGCAAAUGAACCAUGUGGUCCAAGUACAGCUAAUGAGCCCAACAAGGUCUCUCGAAGCACAUUGUCUGGAAUGCAUGGUCUUGAUGAUAUCAGUAAGACAUGUCUAGAGCACACAGGUUCUAAGUUUGAAGAAUGUCGAUGGGAUACAAGCAAAGAGCUCAAGGCAAAUGGAGAAGUACAAUGGCCAAAUCCAGAGCAAUCUGUAGAUGCUACUACUGAGGCUGGUGGGUUAUCUACCACAACAACUAGUUUCUAUCCGGCUGAGGAUUCUCAUAUUUCUAAACCAGUCAUUGGUGAUAGCAUGAUGAGUGUUGGUAUGGACAAUGUUCAAACAGAAGCUUCCAUGUUUGUCAGGGAGGAUAAAGUUGCUCCUGAAACUGAAGCAUCACUUCAUUCAGUUGAGGAAACUAUAGCAAAUUCUUCUGGAUCAUACAUAGAGUCUCUUAGAGGAGAUUCAACAGCUCCCGAUGACAUUGAGGAACAAAUGGUUGGUGAGAAGAUCCUCGACACACAAUUCGCAUCAAAGAACAGCGAGAAUCAUGCUGCUGCUGAUACAAAUGAUGAGAAAGUUUUUUCACAGGCUACCGUAGAGGAGGAGAUACAUAUACUGGGUCAAGAAUUUAUGAAUCUGGAAGAUGAACAGAGAAAGCAUGAACGCAAUGCUGAAUCAGUCACCAGUGAAAUGUUCGCGGAGUGCCAGGAGCUUCUUCAAAUGUUUGGCAUACCAUAUAUAAUAGCACCAAUGGAGGCAGAAGCUCAAUGUGCAUACAUGGAACUCGCAGGCAUUGUUGAUGGUGUUGUAACUGAUGACUCUGACGUUUUUCUAUUUGGAGCGUGUAGUGUGUACAAGAAUAUAUUUGACGACCGCAAAUAUGUGGAGACUUACUUCUUGAAGGAUAUUGAGAAGGAACUUGGCCUGACUAGAGAUAAACUAAUUCGUAUUGCAUUGCUUCUCGGGAGCGACUAUACUGAAGGAGUUAGUGGGAUCGGUAUUGUUAAUGCUAUUGAGGUUGUUGAUGCUUUCCCUGAGGAUGAUGGCCUGCAGAAAUUUAGAGAGUGGAUAGAAUCGCCAGAUCCAACCAUCCUUGGGAAGCUGGGUGGAAAGCCUCGCUCAAGUGGUAAGAAACAAGGAUCCAAAGUUGCUGACAGUAAAUUGGAUCCAUCUGACAAGGACACUGCGUCAAUGGAUGGUAUUGACGAGAUAAAGCAGAUUUUUAUGGACAAGCAUAGAAAUGUUAGCAAGAACUGGUAUAUCCCUUCCUCUUUUCCAAGCGAAGCAGUCAUUUCUGCAUAUUGGUCGCCCCAAGUUGAUAAAUCAACAGAACCUUUCACAUGGGGAAAGCCAGAUCUUCACCUUCUUCAACGAUUAUGCUGGGAAAGAUUUGGCUGGAAUGUCCAAAAGUCGCAGGAGUUGCUUCUGCCUGUCCUGAAAGAGUACAACAAACGCGAGACUCAACUGCGGUUGGAAGCAUUUUACACUUUCAACGAGAGAUUUGCUAAGAUACGAAGCAAGAGAAUCAAGAAAGCUGUAAAAGGAAUUACUGGAAAAUCAAGUUCAACCGUAUUGGAUGAUGUCCCAGAAGAAGCCCCUGAAUUGACUAAGAAAAGAAGAGCGACUCCUGCUGAGUCUGAACUUAAGUCAGCAGAAGGAUCUAUUCUUAGUAGCGACCACAAUCUUUCCGGAAAAUCAACGACUAAGAGAUCUAAGAAAGCAAGUACCACUGCGAAGGAUAUCUCAUCUGAAAAGGAGGAAUCAGGGCAAGAGUUAUUGUCAGGAAACAGGCAGCAGACUGCAGAAGGCUCAAACAAGGGUGGGAGAGGUAGGGGUAGUGGUGGAAGGAAAGGGAAAGGAAUAGGAAGUGGGAGGGGAAGGGGGAGGAGAUCUCGAGGUUUGGAACCAUCUGGACAGAGUUCUGGGGACACUGAGAGCAGCAGUGAAGAACACGAGGAUCAGAUUCAGAACUCAAAGAGGCCAAAUGAAGUGCGACGGUCGAAACGGUUGAGACAUCCUGUUAGUUAUACAUCCGACCUGGAAAUGGAUGACGUGAUCAAUUCAGUAGACCCAGAUGGUAAAGAAGAGGCAGCAGGAGAAGCUAAAGCGCAUCCAGGAAAUGCUGACUCGAGUCCUGCUGUUAGAGAACCACAGAAUCUGGAAGACGAUUUAUUAGUGCAGAUGGAUACAACACCUAGGGAGGAUCUCGAAACAGGAGGUGGUUUCUGCAUGGAUGAAGGUGAAGCUGGUAACCCCGAGAGUGGCAUUAGCAUUAAUCCUUCUGAAAGCAACGCUUCGAAAGAUUACUUAGAGAGUGGAGGUGGGUUUUGUGUGGAUGAAAGUGAUGCACACAACAAUCAAGCUGAUGUCGUCAGCCUGUCUCCACCCCUCGAGGAAGAUUCCACCGAGAAGCCUCGUCAUGGUGGUUUGAUGAAUGAGGUCAAGUUUGCUGCUUUUUCAUCACUGAAUGCUGUGAAUGAAAGCGCAGCCGAUAAGGAUCCACGCACUGAGACAUUGAGAACUACAGAAACUGAUGAUCAUCUGCAGUCCGGCAGCUCAGCUAUUCCUGAUAGCAUUGUAGAUGAUACCUUGGCUCCUGAAGCAGGAGGUCUAAGGGCGAUGCCUUUCUUGAAAAGAAAGCGAAGGAAGAGCUGAAAAGCUGUAUGGUUGCUGGUGUGUACGUCGUAGAAGUAGAGUAGUAUAUAAGUAAUAAUGAUUUAUUCCGUAAAUGUCGAACUUUGCUGUGCAGUCUGGUAUGGUAUGUUUGAUGUUUCUCGUUCGGCUCUGUUUUUCGCCAUUUUUGAAAAUUUGAUUCGUUCGGACUUUCGAGGCGAAUUUUUGGCAAGUUUGUGCCAUGCUUGGCUGGGUUAUGGGCUUUUACUUUUUAUAAGCCUAAUUGGGCGAAAUCUUCUGUCAGGGUUGGGCUUGGGCUCGAGUUAUUUGGUAAGGGCCCAACGAGCCGGAUGUUAGCAAUUUUUGUGCAAGUACCUUACUACCUUUAUCUCUGUUGGGAAUUAGGAUAUUCAAUUUCAUUUCCUUCGUUCUUCUUCUGCAGGAGGCCUUGGCGAUUCCCUCCAAGUUUCCAUUGCUCCUCCUCCCGGCUCCCUCCAUCAUAAUCUACUCAAGACUCGCAGGCCUCUGCACGAUACAAUAAAAGUUUCAAGCAAUGGGGCGAGUAACACAACCCUCAAAUUUUACCUCUUAAUAAGAGAGUAUGGCUCAAACCAUGGCUAGUUUGCAACCAGGAUUGCAUGCUGCUACACCUGCUACAGCUAUACCUGACCACAGCUUGAUCAAUGGCCUCCCAUUGAAGAUCGAUUGUGGCAGGGUUGUGGAUGCAGAUGCUACAGUUUCAACUGGCUUUAAAGACUGGAAGAAGUGGCGUUUGGUUGUUUCUUAUGAUGGGACCCGGUAUGCUGGCUGGCAGUUUCAGGAAUCCCCUCCUACUAUACAGGGGUUACUCGAAAAAGCCCUGACUCGAGCGACCAAGCUGGAGAGGAAACAUCUUCAAGUUGUCGGAGCGAGCAGGACUGAUGCUGGAGUUCAUGCUUUGGGCCAGGUCGCACAGUUCCUCACUCCUUUCAACUACGACUCCUUGGACCGCGUUCAUGCAGCUCUCAACGGCCUACUACCCGAAGACAUUCGAGUACGAGAGAUUGCGCCGGCUCUGCCUGAAUUCCAUGCUCGAUUCUCGGUCACCAGCAAGCUCUAUUGUUACAAGAUCUAUAAUGAUGCGGUGAUGGACCCACUCCUGCGCCACUAUGCCCACCACAGCCAUUACAAACUUGAUACAGCUGUCAUGGCGGAAGCUGCCACACAUUUUGUAGGGAGUCAUGAUUUCUCGGCCUUUGCAAAUGCAUCUCACAAUGAUCGAGUGCCAAAUCCUGUCAAGACCAUUCUCCAUUUUGAUGUUUCUGAAAUGGGGCCAUUGAUCCAGCUCGAUGUUGAAGGCACCGGUUUCUUGUACAGACAAGUGCGUAACAUGGUUGCUUUGCUGCUGCAAAUAGGAAAGCAAGCUAUCCCUCCUGAUAUAGUACCAAUGAUCUUGGCGAGCCGUGAUCGCAGGGAGCUCGCCAAGUAUGCUCUAGCGGCCCCACCUCACGGUCUCUGCCUUGUCUCUGUCAAUUACAAUCAAGAUCACCUCCAGCUUCCCAAACUGGGAUCUCCCGCAGUUAGUUUUGGCAGGCAUCACACUAUCAGCAGGUCUUCAAGGGAAGGAGUGAACAGAAAUCAGAAGAGAGAAAUGGCGGGAGGAAGAGGAUUUGUGUACGGGGAAGUGAUGGCGUUUUCAGCGAUGGUGAGUAUAGAGUGUAUGAAUGUUGGGCUGAACACACUCUUCAAAGCUGCAACUAUGGCGGGCAUGAGCUACCAUGUCUUUGUUGUCUAUUCCUACGCAAUUGCUACUCUUGCUCUCCUCCCGGCUCCUUUCUUCUCCCGCAGAUCAAGAGCACUUCCUCGGCUAAGUUUCUCUGUACUCUGGAAAAUCGGCCUUCUUGGGGUCAUUGGAAGCUCAUCCCAGAUCAUGGGAUACGCAGGCAUCAAUUACAGCUCUCCUACGCUUGCUUCAGCUAUAGGCAACCUCACUCCAGCUUUAACCUUUUUACUUGCUGUCAUUUGCAGAAUGGAGAAAGUCAUUGUGAGGAGAAGAUCCAGUCAGGCCAAAGUACUGGGCACAGCAGUCUCAAUAGCAGGUGCAUUUGUUGUAACUCUCUACAAGGGUGCUCCAAUUAUCAAGGCUUCUCUGUCAUCGUCAACUGUUCAACUCAAUCAAUCUCUUGCUAGCUCACCAACCCAAAACUGGGUCCUUGGUGGGUUUUUCCUCACCUGUGAGUACCUUCUAGUUCCUUCAUGGUACAUUGUUCAGGUAUAUAUGCUCCUCUCUGACCCGGGCACUUCUGGUGGUUGCGAAUGAUGAGGAGCUGACAUAAAUCCUUCUGGUGUUGGUGUUUGCUCGAACACAGACUCAAAUUAUGAAGGAGUACCCAGCUGAAGUCACGGUAGUCUUCUUCUACAACAUAGUUGUGUGCAUCAUAGCAGCAUUUGCUGCUCUUGUUACAGAAGGGACUUCUCCAACUGCCUGGAUAUUGAAGCCUAAUGUAGCGUUAGCAUCCGUGGUUUGCUCGGGAUUUGAUCGUGCUUGAACAACAGUGUUCAUACAUGGGCACUGCGGAUCAAGGGACCUGUGUUUGUAGCAAUGUUUAAGCCGUUGUCCAUCGCCAUCGCUGUUGCUAUGGGCGUGAUGUUUCUGGGCGACACACUUUAUCUGGGAAGUGUGAUUGGGGCAGUAGUAAUAUCGAUUGGAUUUUACACUGUGAUGUGGGGAAAAGCUCAAGAGGACGAUUUCACAGAGGCCUGCGGUGGUGCUAGUUGCUGCAACCAGCAGCAGGAAACUCAUUACGCAGAGAAGGCACCUCUGUUGCAGAGCUACAGAAGAAAUGCACAAGUUUAAGCAGACAGCGUUGCAUUUGCGAUAACGUGAAGAAGCCAAAUUGCUUGAAAACCUUGUGUGUGUCCAGUGUUCUUAAAGAAGGAAAAGGCCUUUGCUCAUCAUCAGCAGUAUCGAGAGCUAGAACAACCGUGCAGAACAAGCAACAGCGGCUGAACCGGGGAUGGAAAUGCAGCUUCAAUGUCCAACCUGUAGCGUGUUAGCACUUAGCAGGAAGAAGGAUUAUUUUUCAACUGGGAGAAGAAACUCAUAGAAACCUGUAAAUAUUCAUCUUCACAAACAGCUGGUUCAGUCAUCAGUCCGAUUGUCUGAGUAAACAGAGAGAUAGAUCGGAGAGAAAGAUGACGGCGAUGAGUUAUUUCCUCGAAUCAGUGCUUCCGUUUUCAGUCAUGGUGGGUCUCGAGCUCAUCAGUGUUGGGCUAAACACCUUGUUCAAAGCUGCGACGUUGCAGGGCAUGAGCUACCAUGUCUUCGUCGUCUACGACUACGCUACCGCCGCCCUCGUACUCCUCCCAGCUGUUUACAUCUCUCGCAGAUCCACAAGUGCUCUUCCUCCUUUGACUCCUCGCAUGAUAUGGAAAAUUUGUCUUCUUGGGAUCAUUGGGGGAGCAUCUAAGAUGAUGGGGUACACGGGGAUCAAUUUCAGUUCACCAACACUGUCUUCAGCCUUAAGCAACCUCACUCCAGCUUUUACAUUCAUAUUUGCCGUCAUGUUCAGAAUGGAAAAGGUUACAAUGAGGAGAAGAUCAAGCCAGGCCAAAAUUGUGGGCACCAUAGCUGCAAUCACAGGUGCAUUUGUUAUAACCUUCUACAAAGGUCCUCCAAUUUCCUUUGCCACCACUACACCACCAUCAUCAGUUCUUUCUCAACUUGAUCAACAACCCUUUCAAGUCUCGUCAUCGACAACCCCGAAUUGGAUUCUUGGUUCCGUUUUUCUGACCAUUCAAUACAUACUAAUUCCACUCUGGUGUGUUGUUCUGACUCAGAUAAUGGAGGAAUACCCUGCAGAACUCACGGUAACCUUUCUAUACGACUUGGUAGUAUGCGUCUUUGCAGCAGUUGUUGCUUUGAUUGCUGAAGGAACAUCAUCGAGCGCCUGGUUGCUUAGUUCGAGGAUUGCAUUUGCCUCGGUGUUAUGCUCGGGAGUGUUUGGAUCAUGCAUGAGCAAUGCUAUCGAUGCAUGGGCGCUAAGGGUUAAGGGGCCUCUAUUUGUGGCAAUGUUCAGUCCAUUUUCCAUGGUGAUUGCUGUUGUCAUGGGGGUGGUGUUUCUGGGGGAUCCACUGCUUCUUGGAAGCUUAAUCGGAGCAACGAUCAUAUCCGCCGGGUUCUACAUGUUGAUGUGGGGAAAGGCAAAAGAGAUCGAUAAUAGUGAGACCAAAUUAGAAGAAGAUCCGUGUCACAAUAGCAGCAGCCUGCAGGCACCCCAGUCUGGAGAGGAUGUUCAUGCCCCUUUGCUGCAAAGCUACAAAACUGAACAAGUAUAACAUGAAUGGAUGUGCAUGAAAUCUGUAUCUUGGACUUGUAUAAUGUACAGUUUGGUUCAAGUAAUCUCUUAAGAGUUAAGAACCAUUAACGAAGCAUGAAACCUGGGCUGUUCAAAUUCAGCUUCCAUUUGUAUAAUUGUAUCCCUCUGCAUAUGUAAAAGAGUGAGAGCAG